Molecule: messenger RNA, 6007 nt
Organism: Exophiala mesophila
Lineage: Eukaryota; Fungi; Ascomycota; Eurotiomycetes; Chaetothyriales; Herpotrichiellaceae
Exons: 4
Coding region: 1016-5356 (1446 amino acids)
Source: RefSeq, a predicted model, not a curated record
CGUUGUUUGCCGACCAUCUUGGACGUGGACGUAGUUUUUGUCUCUUCGAAGCCUUUUUGUCAUUGACAUCUUUGGCUUGAAUUAUGCUGACAUGACCAUGACCACGGCCCUGCCCAUGCCAUGCCAUGUCACGACGCCGUCAUGAUUCAGGUGUCUCGCCAUCAUCAACAUAGUCUUGAUCCCUCUUUUGCCCGUGUGAAUUGAACCAUUCUUGACAAGGAAACUCACCGUUGGUGACCGACCUUUGCCAACACUACCUACUACAACCAUCACAUCUGGCGAGAGGAAGUGUGCUGGUGUGGUAGUUCUCGGCCACGAUCCCACCACUGGUCAAACCACAAAGGCCUAGGCGUUUCAGCAUUCUUCCCCCGCAUUCGCCAACUUCUCAAGGCAGUUUGUCGCUUCACUUGUUAAUCGAGACGAAACGAGGCGACAAGCGCAACAGGCCACUAUUCGAGUCGCAUAGCACCUGCGGAGAGAGAUCUUCAUUGAUCGGCGCACCCACCGACGCAGAGGCCUUUAUCCCAAAGCCGCGCCACAGAUUCGAGGCAAGAGGUCGUCCCAACUCGGCGGGGGCCAUCACCAGCGACGAACCGACGACCUCAUCAGGACUGACGCCACCGAACACUUCUCUGACGGUUUCAUUCUAAUCUGCUAAGAACCAACCGCGAAAUCCUCGAAUCCUUGAGGCUUCCCUCCAAGCCUGCCUCUGCCUCGUCUGACCCAGAUCUGACCUUGCACGCUGCGUUACAACUGCACCUUCUUCCAUCAAUCACAUCCCGCUAACGCGAACCGCUCCAUUCCGCUCCACCUGUUGGUGGCUUCGACAUCACCACAAUCACACCCUUUCCCAGAUCACCGAACCGACACCAAUAUCAAUAGAGAGUCCACAGCCACGGUCCACCUGUCGAGCCCAUCAAUGACCACAUCUCGCUCUCUCAACCGGCCCAAUUGAUCUGCCGUCCCGCAAUCGAGGUUCACCCCAUCGUCAGCUUGGAAUGGAAUUCGACAGCGUAUGACAGAGCCACUGACCAGGGACGCCGGUGUCGUGAAUGCUCAAGCAGCUCUUCCUGCUCCCUCAUCUCCGAAGUUGAACCACGAUGCCCAGGACGAUGCCCAACCUAUGUCCCGCCCCGAUCUCCCAGACCACCCAUUUCAGGGCCCCCGUUCUUCCCCACAUCCGUCACCGAGACCCUCCAGAAGUCUCAGUCGUUCAAGAGAUCCGGCUCAAGAUGAGUCUGCCCGCAGACGAUCCACGGCCAGGCCGAGAGCCAUCAAGUCAGGACGAGUUCCGCCCGCCGAAACACGACCCCGCGAGCUCCCUUUUGCUCACAUGCCUGUCUCCUUCGAUGAUUUCGCCAUCCAAUUGAGGCAACUCAAAUAUAAAGAGCAGAAGAAACAUAUACUUUCCCAUCAGAGAAGGCAACUCGCAAAAGCAAUCGCCUUGUCCGCUCGACUCCAUCGAGUCUGUUCAUGGGUUCGGGCGGGUUUGGUGGAGAUCUCGACAAAUACUGAUGCCGCCGGCUUUGCGCGUGUCCGACAACAUAUGCAUGAUUUGAUCGAUUCUUGUUCGUCCCAAUGGUCCCACGAAAUUCAAGUUGAUGUGCUCUCCACGGCGCCUCACCGUGACAAACCCUCAUUCUGGUCAAAGCUUCCAGAUUCCUCUCAGCAGGAUUGCCUCGAACUCCUAGACCAUCUUCGAAGGAAGCCCCAAUUCCUGGUCGAUCGAUUCAAAGCCAUGGGCCCCGCCCAAAUCAAAGGUCUAGCACUAUCGGCAACUCCCAAAUACCACAAAGUUUCGGAUUCCGUCUUGUCAUCUCUGCCUUCUACUCGGGGCCGCAGCCCCAGAUCGAGCCGACUAACUAGCUACUCCAAGCAGCUAGAGGAGUUCGCUUCGUCAUUUGAGCGAUCGAACCCUUUACCUUUUCUGCUUCACAACGUCUAUGGCCCCUCGUUGAACCUACGAGAUCGAGAAAGCCGGUUAAGGAUUUCCACCUGGUCCAGUGUCUGUGCUCAGUUGAUGACUGAGGCUGAAGCAAUCUACAGACCCAUGUUUGGCCGAAUCCUUUCCACCUUCCCCUCUCUGUAUGACUGGCACAUCAAGCAAAGAUUGGAAUUGCUAUUAAUGAAAAUCUUGCAGCAAGGUGCCAUGUUUCUUGACGCGGUUUCAGAAGACAAGGUCCACUUUGGCAAUAAUAGUGCUCUCAAUACUCAGGACGCUCGCGACUUCUUGGACGAGUCAGUCAGGUCCCUUUUUGCCCUUCUAGCCCUAGACGAUGGCAUCCCUUCCGGCGCACUCGAAUUUGGCCGAGCAAUCAUAUCCAAGCUUCCGUCGGAACAGGCCAGGACCAGGUUCAGGGGCGACUUCCUCAGCAGUUGGUUUUUGCGAGACUUCCUCCAUAUUGCCAUUGUUUACCCAGAGGACGAGGGCAUGUUGUUACAAGCUCAUAUCAGCACAAAAUGUAGACACAACCUGCUCUAUCGAGUUUACGAACAUGCCUUCAACCGUGCAAAUGACCUUUACAAUCCAAUGCGUUUGCAGCCUAUCGACCCUGCCGUCCACUUUUAUUUCGAAGAAAUGGUGGACAAGCUCUCCAAACCAGGAGAAUUCACAGAUCCUUACGUCUCGGAUAUGACUAAUUCCCCUUCAACUUCAUCGCCCGUGUUGACGUCUCUCUCAAUAUGUGCCGCAGAUAUAUCUCACCUCUUGGAAGGGUUGAGUCCCCAAUUCAUUCACACCUCAAGUCCCUGGAAUUCUUUUCUGAGCGCAUCUCACUCCACCUUUCGAACCCAGUACCGUGAUUCAAAAUACGACAAACUCCUUCAGGCAAUUUUGAGCGUCAUUGAGCCUGGCCAAUCCUCCAAGAAUGUCCAUGUAUGCGAAGAAGAUUGGGCAACAUUGGACAUUUCAAUCACUGGACGGCUAGUGGCACCCCAAGUGCCGUUCAUAACGGAAUCUCAAACAGCUUGGUCGUCGUUCGGCAGUCUCGAUCCCGUUGAACAUGCUGCGAUAAGGCUGGUGGAUGCAGAAAACGAGUAUCGUCCGCCUUUGACAUCUAAAAUCACCGCAAACGAGUCUAGCUUGCACGAAAUGUUUCUUAAACAGGCCAACUUAGCUCGAGUAAAAGCCGACGGUGUCACAUCCUUUUAUUGGCAUGAAGCUUAUCAAUGCCUGCAACGCGAAUAUCCAAUGGCCGUUCUCAGCACAGAUGAUACCAAAAUACUCUCGCCCCUCAUUCAAAAGACAAAGACCCUCCAGCGCGAAGUGAUUGAUACGUGUGCUCGACUCGACCACGAGCUAGCUGAUUUGGAAAGCAUCUAUGCUACAUCUAGGGCGAGGCUGACGGAGGUGGUGUCUCAAAUAGACAAGCUGCGCAUCAAACUGUGGUACACGCUCAAUAUUCUGACCUCCGACGUGUAUGAGGGUGCCAGAAAUGUUUCGAUGGGUCUGAAAAAUAUGAGAGCGCCGCCACAUCCAGGGGCAGGCCCUGAAAACCUCGGUGGAUCAGCGUACGGCACUAGUCGAUCAAGCAUGUCUAGUGCCUCGAUUUCAUCGCAUCUCGAUCAACAUCAAAUUGACACAACAAUGAUCCUCAAAGCACCAAAGAAGCAUGGCGGGCCCCAAAAAUUAUCUGACCAACAGAUUGAAGCAACCAAAAAGUGGCUGAAACGAGUAGAAAAUUUCUGCAAGGGCGAAGAACGAAUCCACCGUUUCUGUAUGGAGGUCACAUAUGCCAUGCGGAAACUGGUUGGCGAAACUUUGUCGGAUAGCCCAGUAUUAUGGUCAAGUGAGCUCUUUGCCAGGGAGAAGAACCUUUACGAAGCCCACUCGAGUAGCUUCCUCAGUCCAUCGACGCGGCCGCCCAGCGUGAUGAGCGAACCGGUGUCUUCAAGUCUGUUGGUGCCUCGAUUUGGACUCCAAGGCUCCCGCGGCUCUUUCUACAGUCAAAGUUCAAACAAGACGGGUCGUCCAUCGUUAGGAAGUGACCUCUCUUCAUUGAUCAGCUCCCCAGGCAGAGCACCGACGGUAACGACAACGGAUUCCCAUCAAUUAUGGUCACCAGCUCCCUCAAACCGAAAGUCAAACACGUCCAUGUCCUCAAGGUCGAAUUUCGGGACGAGCUUUGAAACUCGCAGCGCUGAUCGCAUCCUGGAGAAGAUGGCGUUCUUGGCAGACAUCCAGCAGGAUCUAACCUCGUUACUUCUCUCAGACCUGGGAUGUCUCGUGUGGAAUAAGGGCAGUGAGACGGACUUGUGGAUGAACAUGGUAAGUCUUUGGCCUGGAGUGGGUCAGAGCGUGAAGAAAAGGGACGUAAUGGCUCGCCUGCUCUCGAAAGAUGAGGCGAAACCUGCCCGAGCCGGGGAGCAGAGGCAAAGAAGUCACAGCGCUUCACAGGGUCCGCCAGAUUUGUUUGAGAUGGACCCCAUCGAGCGGGCGCUAGCUGAAGAGCCUGAGGGGACCGUACAAGGAGCAUUUACCUUCAGAAACGCAUUUAAGGAUAUACUGGCGAGGAUCAGCCAUCACGUGAACCCGACUAUGAAGUUGAAGGCCGUUGACGAUUUUGCUGUGUUGGCCCAAGUAUUCAGAAAAAGUGUGCCAAAGGCCCAAGAUAGGGGUUUGGAGAUGGAAGACGAUGUCAAUCGCCGCUGCAGUCUCAACCCCAGUCUUCUCUCAGCAAGUUUACUGCGGCAUGAGCAAAAGUCCAAGAUUCCCUCCACUGCAAGUGCCACGGCGACAAAUGAUGAAGCCGAGUCUGUCCAUGUGUUGAAGAAGAUCAUGUUCACCUUGGCCCCGAAAACAAUAUUCCGAGAUCUGCAGUACAUAUCAGGCUUUGUGGCAUCACCGACUCUGGAAUCCAGUGGCGUGGCGAAAUCAUUCUUACAUGUGGGAUUGGCGGCAUUAGCAUGGAAAGACGAAGUCUGCCGAGGGCUGAUUGACAUCGCAGAUGGACUGGCUGGCCGAGAGUCUCCGAACGAGUCUAAGCCCGGGGGCAAACCUCCCGGACCGGGUACAUCCGUGAUUAAUGCAGCCGACCUAUGGAUGAUUGCCGCUCGUGAAGGACAUGCGGUGGCACAACGAGAGCUCGCGAUUUUGUACUUGACGCAUGCCGAAGAGAUGCCGAUCGUAAGCAUGCCAUGGGCACUAGCCGCGGACAUCUUCAAGCCCGACAUGAUAUGGGACCAAGAUGCAGAGCCACAGCAGCUGCAUCAACCAGAUCAACCACAAUCUCAAAGCCAGCACCGUCGACAGGCCUUGUACCUGGCGCUGCAUUGGAUGCAAGUGGCAGCUGACAAUGGAGACGUGGUGGCACAGAAACGACUGGAGGAACGGCGGGCUGGCCGUUCGAUACCCUGAGAGACACGAAGCUGGAUUUUUAACAUGGUCUUUUCUUCUUUUCCUUCCGGCUGGUCACCUCAAAGACGCAGUCUGAGGAUUGUGAAUUGUAUAACGAGACUUUUAUUCCCUUGGUCGAGCCACAUGGAUUGCGGAGAGCACGCGGCAAGAAUGAAGAGAUGGCGGCUGCAUUCGCGACUGGUCAACUAAAGGAUGAUGCUUGGAUGAACAGGUUCCUGGAAAGAGAGAGGAGGGGUAUUUGGGAACCAUCACCCCAAGAUGCAAGAUCACCAUCACCGUCGAAUUUGACCCAUGAGAGGUCUGGCGUUGUCGUCGUUGUCGGACUUGAGAGGGGUGGUUUAUUUGGGUUUCCUUUUGGAUUGUGCGCCUGACGGACAUGGUCGUCAGGGUCAAGUGGUGUUGACGGACGAACAACAACCAAUUUGACUGACACAAGACCUUUGGAGGAGGCGACAAUUGAGAAGGAGAAGGGGGACGGAGGGAGAAGGCAAAGGACAGGGAGGGUCAUCAGUCUCUCUGGGACAUGUCACUCAAUAUAACAACGAUACCACAACGUGUACUCAUUACAUGGAUUCUCUUGACAGAUAUUCCAAGACUUAGGGAGGCAUAAAUUGCUAACAGUUUUUGCAAUCAAUCAAUCAUCAAUAAUUC